Messenger RNA from Ostertagia ostertagi, 834 nucleotides. The record is from the annotation of a GenBank genome assembly. NCBI's taxonomy places the organism in Eukaryota, Metazoa, Nematoda, Chromadorea, Rhabditida, Trichostrongylidae.
AUGACUCGAGCAACUCACGCCAUUGUGUUCUUCACAACUUCGAAAACUUCUGACAUCGUGCCGUUGACAGCUGUUUCUGGGAAUCCUAUCGUCAACCGUAGAGCUAAAGUCCGGUGGAAUAAGAAGACUUACAACGCCAAGAUCGUCCACAUUGCCUCCAAAGCCUUGUGCGAGCAGAAGAUAAAGGACGUGACCGAGAACGGCACACUCACGGACAACUUCUUCACUGUCGCAGAGAGCAGUGUCAUCCUUGAUGAUUUGAACUGCGCUGCAACGAGCCCGGAUCCGGUGGCAGAGGUAGUCCACCAAAUGAAGGCGGGAAUGGACGAACUCUUGGAACAAAUGAUGAUGAUGAGAAGGAACACCACAGGUGCUCUACGUGAGUUCGAAAUAAAAAUGCAAGGAUCAUUCACUCGUCUGGAGCGGCGAAUAAUUUCUCUAGAAUCAUCGGUAGAAGAAAUCAGACUUAGAGAAGAACCUACGUCCGCAGAAGAUGGGAUAGAUUACUGUCUUAUGUCGCGAGAGCGGGUGGAGGCCUUGCUAGCUCUGAAGUACGGAAGGCUCACCAAAUUUGCUCUAGCAUUAGAGCAAGAACUCUAUGAAGGUGACAACUCGGAGAUGCUUUUAAAUGUAGAGGACAGAAAAGUAACAGUAAGAAGAGUUACCUUCAUCCGAGAGGUUGUCUUCAAGUACUUCAACGUCUCACAGAGCUCGAAGAAGAGCGUGUGGCAAACGGUAAAGAACGCUCUUAAUGGCAGAGCUCGAACAUUACGACUUCGCACCACCAGUAUAUCACCGACACGCCAGCUUCCCCUUUCAUCUUCAUUGGAUAGG